Molecule: messenger RNA, 3705 nt
Organism: Onthophagus taurus
Lineage: Eukaryota; Metazoa; Arthropoda; Insecta; Coleoptera; Scarabaeidae
Gene: SMC2
Product: Structural maintenance of chromosomes 2
Biological process (GO): chromosome organization
Cellular component (GO): chromosome
Molecular function (GO): ATP binding; protein binding; ATP hydrolysis activity
Source: RefSeq, a predicted model, not a curated record
CUUAAAAAAUCCCUAUAUUAUCGGCGUUGUGUUUAUAACCGUUAUGACCGGUUUUAAACAGUUUUUAGCAUCAAAUUCUGAUUAAAAUCACAUUUUGUCGAAUGAAUUAAAGAAUCUAACAUGUAUAUUAAAUCAAUUGUGUUGGAUGGGUUUAAAUCCUACGCCCAAAGAACAGAAAUUCAAGGAUUCGAUCCUUUGUUUAACGCCAUAACUGGCUUAAACGGAAGUGGAAAAUCAAAUAUUUUAGAUUCGAUAUGUUUUUUAUUAGGAAUCACCAAUCUAUCACAUGUUCGUGCAACAAAUUUGCAAGAUUUAAUUUAUAAAUCUGGACAAACAGGUAUUACAAAAGCCACAGUUUCCAUUACAUUUGAUAAUAGAAAUAAAAGCCAAUCUCCCGUUGGUUUAGAAGAUUGCAAUGAAAUUACAAUAACAAGACAAAUUAUGUUGGGUGGUAAAAAUAAGUACUUAAUUAACGGUACAAUUGUACCAAAUAAACGAAUACAUGAUGUAUUUUGUUCGGUUCAUCUAAAUGUGAACAACCCACACUUUCUUGUAAUGCAAGGAAAAAUAACAAAAGUUUUAAACAUGAAACCCCAGGAUUUCUUAGCUAUGAUUGAAGAAGCUGCAGGAACAAAAGUGUAUGAUCACAAAAGAAUCCAACAUGUUAAAACAAUGGAAAAAAAAGAUGCAAAAUUACAAGAAUUUCAAGAGACAUUUACUCAUGAAAUUCAACCUCGAUUAGAAAUGUACAGGCAACAGCGUACUCAAUACUUUGAAUUUCAACGUAUCGAACGUGAAGUGGAACGUUUACGCCAAUAUUGCGCCGCAUUGGUAUAUUGUAACACCGUAAAACUUGUAAAUGAAAAAGAAAAAGAUGUUAUUAUCAUUGAAAAUCAAAUUGCGAUGUUCAAAACUAAAGUGAAAGAAGAUAAAGCGAUGAUUAAAGAAAUUGAGGAGGAAGUUAAUGAAAAAAUGGAACAACAUAAAACGAGUUCUGAUAAUAAACUAGAAGAAAUCAAAGCUGAACUUACUGAGAAACAAAAAUUAGCUGCUGGUAUAAAUGCAACAGAAAAAACCGCUAAAGAUCGGAUAAAAAACGAAGAAGAAAAUGUAAAAAAAUUAGAAACUGUUUUAAAGGCAGAUGUAGCAGCUCUCACAACAAAACAAGAAGAAUUAGCUAAAUUUCACGGUCUUUUUGAUUCAAUGAAAGCUGCUGAAGAUGCCGACAAAGAAGCUUUAGCGAUUUGUGAAAAGAAAUAUGAAGCUAUUUGUGCUGGUAUGGAAGUUAAUGAUGAAGGAGAAGCUCAAACAUUAAAAGACCAAUUAAUUAGUGCGAAAGAACAAGCUAAAAAAGCUGCUACUGAUUUAAAAGUUGAUAAUUUAAAUCUUAGUAAAUGUAGGGAUCAAUUAAAAAUGAAACGGGCAAAUUUAACUGGAGCCUCAGCAGAUUAUAACAAAGAAAAAACUGCAUUGGAAAACGUUAAUAGUGAAAUCACCACCAUUCAAAAAUCGUUGAAUAAAUUAAAUUAUUCUGAGAAUCGUAUGGGCGAAUUAGAAAAGCAACGCCACACAUUUUCAACAGCAAUAAAUGAUCAUAUGGAUAACAUUGAGAAUUUUUACGCCUCAAAACCUUAUUUAAGGUUUAAUUAUACUGACCCCGAACCUGGAUUUAAUAGGGGUACUGUUUUUGGAAUUGUAGCAUCUCUUAUUAAAGUUAAAGAUCGCGCUUAUUCUGUUGCAAUUGAAACAGCCGCAGGUGGAAGGCUUUAUAAUGUGGUUGUAGAUAAAGAUACAACUUGCAAAAAGUUACUUCAAAGGGGUAACCUGCAAAAUAGAACAACAUUUAUUCCUUUAAAUCAGAUUCAAGCGGAUAGGAUGAAACCACAAACUGUAAAUUUUGCAAGAAAAUUAGUUGGAGAAGAUAAUUUAAUAGCAGCGCUUGAUGUUUUAGAAUAUAGUCCACAAGUUAAAUCAGCGAUUGAAUACAUUUUUGGCAACAUUUUUAUCGCAAAGAACAUAUCAAUCGCUAAACAAAUAAGUUAUCACGAUUCUAUAAGAAAAACUUGUGUUACUUUGGAUGGGGACACCACAAGUCCUUCUGGUACUUUAAGUGGAGGGGCGAGACAAAAAACUACACCGGUUUUGUUACUUUUAGAUGAUGUUUUAAAAGAGCAGAAUGAAACCAAACGAAUCCAAAAAGAAUUAAAUGAGCUUGAAAAAGAAUACAGGACGAUGUUAACUUUGCAAGAAAGAUACACAACGUUUAAAAAUCGUCUUGAUAUUUUAACUCACGAAUCUGAAAUGUUAAAAAAUAGACUCAAACAAGAUACGUUUAGUAAGCAACAAGAAGAAAUUAAACAACUUGAAACUUCGAUAAUUAAAUUAGAAGAAAACAUUAAACAAAAUAAUCAUAUUCAAAGCGAAUGUGCUAAAAAAAUUAAAAACUUAGAAUCGAAAAUGACUAAUUCUAAGGAUCAUCUUGAAAAACAACAAAAAGAAAUUGAAGCGGAAUUGGUUCGUUUGCGAAAAAAAGCGGAACAAAGUCAAAAAAAAUAUGGCCAACGUGAACAGGACCAAAAAGUUUUAGAUAUGGAAGUAGUAGAACUCACGAAUACAAUUAAAACCGCCCAAGAAAAUAUAGAAGCGGCCCAAAAUACAAUAAAAACUUUAAAAGAAGAACACCAAAAAGCUCUAAUUGAAUCAGAAAAACUUCGUGAGAUCGUGGCAGAAGUAAAAGAGCGAAUGCAACAUGAAAAAUCGGUUUUCGCCGAACAAAAUAAAGAGAUCCAAAAAAUUAUUAAAUCUAAAGAUGAAAAAGUUAACGAAAUCAUGAAAAUUGAACUUGAAUUAAAAACUUUGGCGAUUAAUCUAAAUACCGCUCAAAAUGAACAUAAAGUUAUUAAAAUUGAGCUUAAAAAUGUUGGUAAAGAUAUUAAAGAUAUUGAUAAUAAAUACAUUGAAGAAGCGAAAAAUUUAUCGGAAGCUGAAGGUCGAAAAAUGGAAAAAAAAUUGUCUGAGGGGAAAUUAAAACUUUCCGAGUUAAAAACUAAAGUUAAUCCAAAAGCGCAAAUUAUGUACGAACAUGAAGAAAAAGCGUAUGCGACUAUUCAAAAGAAAAUCAAUCAAAUUAAUAUUGACAAGGAACUUUUAAAAAAAAGUAUUAAAAGUUUAGAUAGUCAAAAAGAAGAAGCAAUUAAAAUCGCCUUUGAACAAGUUACAAAAGAUCUUGGUUCGAUUUUAAGUACUUUAUUACCAGGAGCGAACGCCAAAUUAGGAAUACCAAAAGGACAUUCAAUCUUAACGGGUGUUGAGAUUAAAGUGAGUUUAGGUGGUGUUUGGAAAGAGAGUUUAGGCGAAUUGAGUGGAGGUCAACGAUCUUUAAUCGCCCUAUCGUUUAUUCUCGCUAUGCUCCUCUUCAAUCCAGCCCCAUUAUAUAUUUUAGACGAAGUCGAUGCUGCUUUAGAUCUUUCGCAUACCCAAAAUAUAGGAACGAUGUUAAAACAACAUUUUCAACAAUCUCAAUUUAUCAUUGUUUCAUUAAAAGAUGGUAUGUUUAAUAAUGCGAACGUUUUGUUUAAAACUCAAUUUAUUGAUGGAAAAUCAACUAUUAGUCGAAGUGCAAAUGUGCGGUAAAUUGUUUUUUUAAUAAUGUUUUGGUUUAUAAAGUUACUCUACUUUUAAAUAAAUGUUUAUAAUUUUGAUAAA